This is a messenger RNA of Tuber melanosporum (Perigord truffle), 3692 nucleotides long. RefSeq lists its product as uncharacterized. The record is from RefSeq and is a predicted model, not a curated record. NCBI's taxonomy places the organism in Eukaryota, Fungi, Ascomycota, Pezizomycetes, Pezizales, Tuberaceae. The coding region runs from base 1 to 3486 and encodes 1161 amino acids. Gene Ontology annotation, molecular function: protein binding. The transcript has 5 exons.
AUGGCUAAUACUUCCGUCCCACCGUUCAAGGUCAAGGCCUUGUUUGACUACAACUCUCCACACGACGAUGACCUCAACUUCCCGGCUGAUGAAGUUAUCACUGUUACCGAGGAGGAAGAUGCUGAUUGGUAUUACGGGGAGUAUCAUGAUAAGGCUACAGGAGAGUUGAGGCAGGGAAUAUUCCCGAGGAAUUUCGUUGAGAGGAUCUUGGUUGAGCUUCCUCCUAGGCCAACUCGAAGUGGGGGUGGUAGGAAAAAAGUAACGGAGGAACAUCAACCGGAACCCCCGGCCGACUACCUAGUGUCAUCAAUUGCGGCCCCGAAAGCUUCUGAAACUCAAACUGCCAUUCGUCAAGAAAAGCUGGAGGCAGCUCAACCUGCUUCCUCGCCACCCGUAGCGAAGGCGGCGCCCGCAUUCAAGGCUCCCCCAAAGCAAACUCCAGCACCAUCUGCUGAGAAAUCAGCUCCGUCAUCGUCUAAACCCCCACCUCUGGAGAAACCAUCUUCGUUUAAGGACCGCCUUGCAUUGUUUAAUAAGGGUUCUGCAGCUCCUCCUGUGCCCUUUAACCCUCACAAGCCACCCGUCAAUUUUAUCAAGAAACCUUUUGUUCCGCCUCCCCCGAGCAAACACGCAUAUGUCCCUCCGCCAAUCCAGAACAUACCAAAACCCAGGAGAGAUGAGGACUCUAAUUACAGCCGCCCAGAUCAAGGGGAAGCGCCUGCGAGGGGUUCUACGGAGCAAGAGAGGGAGAGGGAAGACGAAGGGCCCAAAAUGACGCUAAAAGAUAGGAUGGCAUUAUUACAAAACCAGCAGCUAGACCCUACUGGGCUUGGAUGGAAAAACAAGAGACCCUCGAAGCCGAAAAGAAAUGAGAGCGAAAGAACCCUGGAAGAUGAUCAGUCUUGUGCUGCCCCUGAGGACAGUUCCCACGAACACAGGUCUCACGAUUCCACCAGGCCCCAGACUACUGAAGGGGAAGGAUUGGAGGCGGCACCGAAACAGAAGAGGAGUGUCGAUAUCUCCCGCGAAGACACAGUUGUGGAGGAAUCGAGUGCGGGUGAUGCAGAUAUUUCUUCUGCUUCGGGGUAUACUGGUGAAGAAACCAUUACUAGCAGAAGCCGACUCCCGACCACUUCUCAUAGGGAAGAUAAAUCGGAUGAUGGGGACGACGAGGGCGCGAACGAUGACACCCCAGAUAACCCGGAUUCGGACGAUGAGGAGAUCGAUCCUGAGGUAGCGAGAAAGCUGGCUAUCAGGGAGAGAAUAGCCAAGAUGAGUGGCGGGAUGGGUAUGCAUGGCAUGUUCGGCGGCAUGCCCAUGGGAGGGCCUCCUCCGCCGCCGCCAAAGAAAAAGAAGAGCUCUUCGACAUCUAUGCCUCCCAAAGAGGAAGAUGAGAGUCUUAGGAGGUCUUCAAAUGACGGUGAUGAGAGUGAAAACAAAGGUUCGAGCGAUUACACACAAUCGCCACCAGUCGCCUUGCCAUUUGCCUUGCCCAGAGUUCAAUCCCCACCCGCCGCUGAGCAAAAAUCCGAUAGCGAAGCUGAAGCGCCCGCCAGAUAUAUAGGUGGAACAAGCAAAAGGGUUUUCGAAGAGCAAUCGCCGGAUGAGGUUGUAGAUGUGGAAGAUAUCAAGUCACAGCAAAGCCAGCAGACGACCCCUCCACAUCCUCAGGGGCCGAGGCCUAUGCCAGGAUCACCCAUACUUGAGAAGAGACAUUCGCAGAUCUCACCACCUUCAAUACCUCAGGACCGCCCUGCACCACCCCCUGUUCCAAAUGAGAGGUCUGCACCUCCUCCGCCUCCUAGCGAACCGCCUACUACGCAAAUUCCGCCACUAGCAGCUCGAACACCCUCCGAUGGAUCUGUUUCUGAUGACGAACUCUCCGUUCAUGCGGGUAAACUCACUAUUUCUACUUCUGAACUUGGUGAGCUUCGGGCGGCCCCUCCCCCACCGCCCUCUGGACCCCCCAGUAUUCCCAGCGGACGCCCAGGCUCUAGCUACGAUGCUUUAUCACCCACGUCACCCACGAGCAAACGUGUUUCUCAAGGCUACUCCAAUACUCAGUCCUCACCUACCGCCUCACCGGUUACACCUGGAGGCCAGAACAAGCGAGCUAGCUAUCAGAGGGCAGCAGCCAGUAUGGACGAAUCCCGGCCGGAUGUUGCAGGAAGCCAAAGGCAAUCCGAUACUGAGGAAGAAGUGACCGAGUAUGAGGCAGAUUAUGAUACGGAUAUUGGAAAUAAGGUAGCGCAUAGAGAUGCUUUAAAGGGCAAGGAGGUCGGAAGGCGAGACGGUCAUGACGACGACGAGGGAACACCAUUGCCCUCACCUAUUAUCGCCCCCCAGGCACCCCCUAGGAACGUACCACUACCACCACCUCCGGCCCCACCAUCCAAUCCCCCACCAUCUAGGAAAGGGCGGCAGUCAAUGGAUAUGCCACGGGCUGCACCACCCCCACCACCACCUGCUCCACCAUCUCAAGAGCCAGAGAGAUAUGAGGGCCCUGGCGACUACGAUCCUUACAGUUACGAAUCUCCCCGUCUUGCCUCUCCGCCUCCCCCACCUACAUCCGGGCUUCCUCCACCACCGCCGCACCAGGCACCUCCCUCUCAGCGAGACCAACCCCGAGGCAGCGCCGGUAGACAAUCCAUGGAUUCCUCUAGACCCGUAGCCGGCAGGCGCUCAAUGGAGCAAGGCCGACCGGUUGCGGAGUUUGUUGCUCGAGAUGUUGAUUUAGGAGAACGGUCUCAGUGGUGGAUGACCCCCAACACUCCUCCUCCUAUCUUCCAGAAUCGCUUUAAGGAACUCUAUUUUGAAGUCGAAGAAUCCACCUCAACUAGGCGUGGCGGAAGAACAACAGUGACCAAGGAUGUUUAUGUUCUUUUCCACGAUUAUUCCCAGACAGUUGUGACUGCACGCUAUGAUCGCGAUGACUCCGCCAAUACGUCCCUUGAGCAGCGACAUGAGCCGCCUCCGCCAAACCCUCGACAGGAUCAACUCGAAGAGUUUCAGACUAAAUACGGGGCCAAUAUCUAUAAUGGAGCUAAAUCCCGCGAGAAUACUGUCGUGGGAGACGGAGAGCCUCAUACAUUAAUUUACGAACUAUUCAAACUUGUUCCUAAUGCAUUAAGCCCUGCCGGUCACCGCUCAUAUGGCGCCCUUGUAUAUGCCAACCUUGCCAAUGCCAAUACUAUACUGAAUGAUGAGAUCAGAGCCGGAGAUAUCCUAUCGUUUCGAAACGCCAGAUUCCAAGGACACAAAGGAGGCCUGCAUCAAAAGUACUCAAUGGAUGUUGGAAAGCCGGACCACGUCGCAAUAGUUGUGGACUGGGAUGGAACAAAAAAGAAGGUCAGGGCCUAUGAUCAGGGUAGAGAGAGCAGAAAAGUCAAAAUCGACAGUUUCAAGAUAGGUGACCUGCGCAGCGGGGAAGUGAAAGUGUGGAGGGUUGUUGGACGAGAUUGGGUUGGAUGGGGUCGAGGGGAGUAGUGACAAUGUAGCAUUAGUUAGAUGAUUGCAACCCGCAAGGUGUCUUUCUUUGAAUGUGAUUGGGGAAUUUUGUUCUUUUCUUCCUUUUCUUGUCAGUUUCUUGGAAUCGGACUUUCCGCCUGGUUUUCGUUCUCUUUUUUGAUGCUGAUAAUGGGAGUGACGAAGCGGGUGGGGUGGAAGGGCUCGACUGUGCUGAAUUGAAAUUC